AUGGCGGCUGCAGCACAGUCGCUCUCGGAGCGGACGCGAUUGCUCUUCGGGAGCUCUUAUGGCGAAGCGAUUGAUCCAUCGACACUCCCCAUUUCCUCCUCCUUCAAGAGGAAGGUCGAAUACGAAAGUGUCCGCGAACUACCCAAGGCACUGGCCGAGAAGCAGGCAAAGGCAACGGCUGCGCGAGGACCCAAAAGACCCAAGAUGGCAACGGGGAACAAUCAGAUGGCGUUGGUAAAGAGCGAGGCGAAACCGGACUCACAAGGGCCAUCAUCGCAAAGUAACGGUAUCGGGAGCAGUCUGAUCCGCAGACCAAACAUGCAACAGCCUCGACCCGACUGGCAUGCGCCGUGGAAAUUGAUGAGAGUCAUAUCCGGACACCUCGGCUGGGUGCGCGCAUUGGCGGUGGAACCAGGCAAUGAGUGGUUUGCAUCUGGAGCAGGAGACAGGACGAUAAAAAUCUGGGAUCUGGCCACGGGCCAACUCCGCUUGACAUUGACGGGUCAUAUCUCCACGGUUCGUGGACUGGCGGUGUCGCCGCGCCAUCCAUACCUUUUCUCCUGCGGGGAGGACAAGAUGGUGAAAUGCUGGGACCUGGAAACCAACAAAGUCAUCCGCCACUAUCACGGCCAUUUGUCCGGCGUCUACACCCUUUCACUACAUCCGACGCUCGACGUGCUGGUCACUGGUGGGAGAGACGGCGUCGCUCGUGUAUGGGACAUGCGCACGCGCUCCAACAUUCAUGUGCUGUCUGGUCACAAGGGCACCGUCUCGGAUGUGAAAUGCCAGGAAGCGGAUCCUCAAGUUAUCACAUCGAGUCUCGACGCCACCGUGCGACUAUGGGACCUCGCUGCGGGCAAAACCAUGGGCGUACUCACACAUCAUAAGAAAGGCGUCAGGGCGCUGGCUAUCCACCCGAAGGAAUUCACAUUCGCAUCUGCGUCAGCCGGUUCGAUAAAACAGUGGAAAUGUCCCGAGGGUGCAUUCAUGCAGAAUUUCGAGGGCCACAACGCAAUCAUCAACACUCUGGCCGUGAAUGAAGAUAAUGUGCUCUUCAGUGGGGGCGAUAAUGGUAGUGUUUGCUUCUGGGACUGGAAGACAGGACAUCGGUUCCAGAGUACCGAGUCCCUGGCGCAGCCGGGGUCAUUGGAUGCCGAGGCGGGUAUUAUGAGCAGUACAUUUGAUCAGACAGGGCUGCGGUUGAUCAUGGGAGAGGCUGAUAAGACGAUCAAGAUUUGGAGACCAGAUCCCGAGGCCACGCCGGAGACCCAUCCAUUGGACUGGAAGCCGACAUUGGGCCGGGUAAAAUACUGA
Molecule: messenger RNA, 1314 nt
Organism: Cladophialophora psammophila CBS 110553
Lineage: Eukaryota; Fungi; Ascomycota; Eurotiomycetes; Chaetothyriales; Herpotrichiellaceae
Product: pre-mRNA-splicing factor prp46
Exons: 1
Coding region: 1-1314 (437 amino acids)
Biological process (GO): mRNA splicing, via spliceosome
Cellular component (GO): Prp19 complex; catalytic step 2 spliceosome; precatalytic spliceosome
Molecular function (GO): protein binding
Source: RefSeq, a predicted model, not a curated record